AUGUCCAUACUUUUCCAUGCAGCCGACGCUCUCCUCGCAGCGCUCGGCCUCUUCAUCCUCCGCCGUCUCCUCCGACGCCUCUCUCGUGCUGCCACCGCCUCUCCACUUCCGCCUGGCCCUCCUGCAAAACCCCUCAUUGGAAACUUGCUCGACGUUCCUACUGGUCGUGCAUGGCUUGGCUGGACUGAACAAGCAUUGCGUUUCGGCCCGAUGUCCCAUUUGACCGUGUUUGGCACGCAUAUUGUUGCGCUGCAUGACCCUGCUGCUGCUGCCGCCCUUUUCGAGAAACGGAGUGCAGUCUUCAGUGAUAGACCACGGAUAGUCUUUGGCGGAGAGAUGUGCGGAUGGGAGAACACGCUUGCCUUGCAGAGGUAUGGGGAUGCCUUCAGGCUGUUCAGACGUGAAUUGCACCAAAUCAUCGGUACACCUUCGUCCAUUGCCCGAUUCCACCCACUCAUCGAGGUCGAGUCGCGUCGUUUCCUCCUGCGCGUGCUCAACGACACGUCGAAAUUGCAAAAGCACGUCCAUACCUCCACAGGCGCGAUUAUUCUUCGUAUGGCAUAUGGGUACACCAUGGACCCAUCCGGCCGCGACCCUCUUCAUGCACUUGCAGACAAGGGUAUAUCACAAAUCAGCAUGGCCGCUCAACCAGGCGCGUUUAUCGUCGAUGUGCUCCCUUUCCUGCGACAUCUCCCCACGUGGUUCCCUGGUGCACGCAGCUUCCAUUCGACUGCAAAGUACUUUAAGGAGACUGUGACGGAGCUCGUCGAGAAGCCUUUUGCGUUCGUGAAGAUGCAGGUCGCGAGUGGUGUUGCGGAGCCGAGUUAUGUUUCUGCGCUUUUAGAAAAGUACGAUAAAGAAGGAACAGGCGUGUUGACUCCCGAACAGGAACAUGCCAUCAAGUGGAGUGCGAGCAGUUUGUACACUGGGGGCGCGGAUACGACCGUUAGUGCGAUUCAGGCAUUCUUCCUUGCCAUGUUGUUACAUCCCCAUGUGCUUGAGCGUGCUCAAGCGGAAGUGGAUUCUGUCACGAGGGGUAUUCGUCUACCUGGAUUCGCAGAUCGGGAAAGCUUGCCGUAUAUUAACGCGUUAUGCAAAGAGGUACUGCGCUGGGCGCCUGUUGCGCCAAUGGGUUUACCGCAUGUCAACUCUGAGGACAUCGUCUACGAAGGUUACACAGUACCGAAGGGUUCAGUCGUCAUGCCAAACAUCUGGCAUUACGCACACGACCCGUUUGUCUAUGACUCACCAUACGAAUUCCGUCCGGAGCGCUUCCUCUCAUCUUCUCCGUCAUCUUCAACGCCUCCAUCUCCAACUUUCGCUGGUGCGAAGACCAGUUCCUACGCACGACACGCUGCAACAAACUGCGCAGAACGUGAUGUACGCGAAUACGUAUUUGGCUUCGGUCGACGCGCAUGUCCAGGCCGGGAACUCGCAGAUGCAACUCUCUUCAUGUUCGUCGCAAUGAGCGUCGCUGCUUUGAACAUCCGCCCGUCAAGCGGCAAGGAGUCAGACUUGGCCAACAUCAACGUUGCAGAAGGAAAGGGUUGGGUAGCGGGUACCAUCACUCAUCCUGAGCCAUUCUCUGUUGAUGCCCGGCCUAGGUCGCCGGCUGUUGCAGCGCAUAUUCGUGCAGUAGAGGUCGAGCAUCCGUGGACUGAUCAUGACGCUGAAUGUUUGUUGCAUUUGAACUGGAAGGCUCGUGCGUAG
Fomitiporia mediterranea MF3/22 is the source of this 1710-nucleotide messenger RNA. Its product is annotated as cytochrome P450 oxidoreductase. The record is from RefSeq and is a predicted model, not a curated record. Gene Ontology annotation, molecular function: iron ion binding; heme binding; oxidoreductase activity, acting on paired donors, with incorporation or reduction of molecular oxygen. Bases 1 to 1710 code for a protein of 569 amino acids. The transcript is spliced from 5 exons. Lineage: Eukaryota; Fungi; Basidiomycota; Agaricomycetes; Hymenochaetales; Hymenochaetaceae.